UGAGCAGCCAGAGCCACAGGAGAAAGAGGCAAGCAGUGAUCCGAAAAGUCAAUGCAAUUGUAGACCAUGUAAGCCGGAGUCAAGUGUCCAGAUCGAGGAACGGAAUAGUUCCGCUCGAUUCGACUUGGGUCUGAAUUGAGUUGGCAUAACCCUGUGCUCGCUUCUGGGCACCACAGUUCCAGAAGGAUAGUGACAAAUCUCAGAACAUGUCAAGAGAAAGAAGACCGAAAUGAUCUAAAAGGAAGGAAGCCCUCUGAGGAAUGGCUUAAGAGAGCUGGAUAUAUUUUGCGCGGAGAAGACCGAGAGGAAGGUGAGCUCAGCCUGCCCUACUGUUGUCCCGACUGAAGGCUGAGGGUCCCCAAAUCUUUCCAAGAUGGUGAGCCGACUGCCUCGCCCGGCAGACCUGGCCCGCUUCUGUCAGAAGCUCAACCGGGUGAAGACUCUGGAGGAGGACAUGAUGGAGACCUCCUUCAACCGAUGCCUGACCACCAUUGACUUGGCCCUGCUGGGUAUUGGGGGCAUGGUGGGCUCUGGCUUGUACGUGCUUACGGGCACAGUGGCCAAGGACACUGCUGGGCCUGCGAUUGUCAUUUCUUUCAUCAUUGCUGGCAUCGCCUCGCUCCUGGCGGCGCUCUGCUAUGCUGAGUUUGGUGCCCACGUGCCCAAGACGGGCUCGGCGUACAUGUUCACCUACGUCUCGGUGGGUGAGAUUUGGGCCUUCCUGAUCGGAUGGAAUGUCAUCCUGGAGUACAUGAUCGGCGGGGCAGCGGUUGCCAGAGCGUGGAGCGGCUACCUGGAUGCAAUCUUUGACCACCGGAUCAAGAACUUCACAGAGACCCACGUUGGCACCUGGCAUGUCCCCUUCCUGGCACAUUACCCAGACUUCUUGGCCUUUGGCAUUCUGCUCAUCGCAACAGCCUUGAUCUCCUUUGGGGCUCGCGUCUCCUCCUGGCUCAACCACAUCUUCUCCGCCAUCAGCAUGGGAGUCAUCCUCUUCAUCUUGGUGAUGGGCUUCAUCCUGGCCAGGCCCCAAAACUGGAGUGCCAGCGAAGGAGGGUUUGCCCCGUACGGCAUCUCCGGCAUCAUGGCUGGCUCGGCCACCUGCUUCUAUGCCUUUGUGGGUUUCGAUGUCAUUGCAACAUGCAGUGAGGAAGCCAGGAACCCCCAGCGAGCCAUCCCUAGGGCAAUUGCCAUCGCCUUGAGUCUUGCUACUGGCGCCUACAUCUUGGUUUCUGUGGUGUUGACACUGAUGGUGCCCUGGCAUUCCUUGGAUCCUGACUCUGCCCUGGCAGAUGCCUUUUACCGGAGAGGUUAUGCCUGGGCUGGUUUCAUCGUGGCUGCUGGGUCCAUUUGUGCAAUGAACACGGUUCUCCUCAGCAACUUGGUCUCUCUGCCCCGAAUUGUCUAUGCCAUGGCCGAGGACGGGCUUUUCUUCCAUGUCUUCUCCCGCAUCCACCCCCGUACCCAGGUCCCCGUGGUGGCCAGUGUGGUCUUUGGCAUCCUCAUGGCCAUCUUGGCCCUCAUCUUUGACUUGGAAGCCCUGGUCCAGUUCUUAUCCAUCGGCACCCUCUUGGCGUACACCUUCGUGGCGGCCAGCGUGAUCAUUCUGCGUUUCCAGCAGGCCAAGCCAGGAGCACCCAAUCCACCCAGAGGGAACGAGACGGCGCUGGCCUCCACAGAGAACAUCAGCACCCCUGAAACCAAGGAGUAUGAGUCUUUCUCAGACAAACUCCAGCUGGUGGGCAAGGAAAAAGGGAAAAGCCAGCGGGAGCCAGGGCAACUGAAGGCGGCUUUUGAACCCUACCUGGAUUUCCUCAGCGAUUUCUACCCGGGCGAAGUGGUCACAGUGGGCGUGAUCGUUCUCAUGGUGUCCGCCAUCUGCUUGUCAGCCAUCCUGGUCUUUGGGAGGAACCAGCUCCACCUGCCCACCUGGAGUUAUGCAUUGCUCCUCCUGCUCUUCGGCUUGGCCUUGGCGCUGAGUUUGUUCCUCAUCAGCAUCCAUGAGCAAAAACAGAGCACCCAGACAUUCCAGCUCCCGCUGGUGCCCUUGACUCCUGCGCUGAGCAUUUUCAUCAACGUAUAUCUCAUGCUGAAACUCAACUACAUGACUUGGCUGCGGUUCUCCAUUUGGCUCGUUGCAGGCUUGAUAGUCUACUUUGGCUACGGCAUCUGGCACAGCAAAGAGAACCUCCAAGAGUCCCAGGCGCAUGCCGUCAGUGCCCGCUACGUGGUCUUCCCCAGCGGCAGCCUCGAAGAGACGGUCCAGACGGUGCAACCCAGUACUCAGCCCUCUCAGGGUUUGGAGGAGACCGUGGAAGAGGAAGCCAAGAGAUGAUGGAGGAGGCCGAACCAGUGGAGACCGGUCCCUUCUGCCCCCCCCCCCCCGCCCAGCUCACCGAGUCUCCAGGGUUUGGGCCGAAAGAGGAGCUCUCCCCGAUCCAGCCAGCAAGCCUGUGGGCCUGGCAAGCUACUGCCAAUGGAGCAGAGAACCUACUGCUUCUCCUCUCUUGCUUGGCCCCCGUGUCUGUGACUGGGAAGCUGGGUACGUCUUGACAUUGGAUGCCCUUGGAAACUGCCCAGCCUGCCCCAUCCUCUGGCGUGGAUUUGGUCUUCACUCCAAAGCAAGUUGCUUCCCAUCUGCGGCUGCCCCACCAGGUAAAAGACUCUCCCCGCUGCUUCCCAGUUUCUUAUUUAUUCCUUUUGGGAGUCCUAGCUGGUCCUCUUUCCCCCAUCAUCCCAGGGAUUCAGUUGCAGGCGGGCAGCCUGUUUUUCAACUGGCUGGCAGCGAUCAGGCCUGCAGUUCCUGCAAGACGUCAUGCCAAGCAAGGGAAUGAGGAAGGGACGCGGCUUCUGAAUAGAAAAGUAGGGUUACUUGGCUGUCCAUUAUUGGACAAGGCUGUAUUGUGAUUUAGCUGAACGCUCUCACAUCACAAACCAUGUCUGACAAGUAUAAGCAACAACCCUAUGGGGAAUUUCUUCUUCUUCUUCUUCUUCUUCUUCUUCUUCUUCUUCACACUGUGAGCUUCUCUCUUGCAAAUGCUUAGCUGUCGCUAUUGGGCAAGCCCCUGGGCUUGCGUAUUUCAGUCUGUGAAAGGGGAGACGGCACAAAAAGCACACCUGAAUGCCCCACAGUGGCUAGUUGGAGCUGGCAGAGCAUUAAGUUUCCCCAGUAUACUUACUUACACUGAGGUCUAGGAGGUUGAAAGUAAAGGGAGGCCAGAGAAGAGGAGGGCAAAGCAAGUGGCAGCAUAAGGAAUCUGGGUGAGGGUGGAGAUGCACCCAAUACCAUCUGGCAGCCUUUGCACAGCCUGGCAAAAGCAUGACAGAAAGAGAUAGUAGAUACCUCCUUACACAACCUGGGUUGCAUGUACCCUGCAUAGCUCCAUAGCAGAGAUUCAGGCCCAGCCCAAUGUGUUGUAGGGCCAUGUCACUGGGCUACAGUUCCUCUCGCUCACACAGACUGCGGGAUGUGGCCACUUUUGUCAUAUGGAGAGAUGGCACCACUAAAAGGAUGUGGAACAAACAGCCAAGGCCCUGGCUGCAAUCCAGCAUCCCCUCGGCGUAGCAAAAAUAUCCACAUGUGGAGAUGAAGCUAUGCCAGCACUACCCAACCCCAUGUGCAAAAUAGCAACAUUGCACAACACUGGUCCAUGACUGGGCGCCCAACGCACAACUGCAAGCACAAUGUUGCUGUCUGCGCAAUUCCGAUUCCACCGCUGUCAGCAGAAUAAGUCUCUUGGCCUAUGGCAAGGGUGACUUAGAUAUGGCGUCUGUCCCUACCAGGUGGCCAGCUUUGGAGGGUCACCUGAAACAUUAUCAUGAGCCUCACAUGGAACACCUAGGGAAUAAGGAGCAGGUUGGAAGUCUGUUAGGGUUACCCUCUUGCCAACUGCCAAAGAGAAAUCUGUCUCCCAUUCCAAAGCAAGCAAAAGUCCAGUCUUCUUUUUGCCCCCGCUAUGGAGGUAGCAUGGCUACUUCUGGGUAUUUUUGGAGCUGGGGGUAUUGUACCAACAGUCAUCUGCUGUCAGUGAAGGUGCUCCUCUCUAGCGUGUUGUAUCUGUGUUCUGACUGCUGCUCCCAUCAGCCUGAAAAGUUGCAGCAGCCGCCGCCUGGCUACCAGCCUCACUGCUACCAUAUUUCCUGCUACGCUGCUUUGUGAAGCCAACCUUCUAUAAAGAUUUGUUGUACCUUG
Messenger RNA from Sceloporus undulatus (fence lizard), 4192 nucleotides. It is a transcript of the gene SLC7A4, whose product is annotated as solute carrier family 7 member 4. Bases 374 to 2335 code for a protein of 653 amino acids. NCBI's taxonomy places the organism in Eukaryota, Metazoa, Chordata, Lepidosauria, Squamata, Phrynosomatidae. Gene Ontology annotation, cellular component: plasma membrane. Gene Ontology annotation, molecular function: amino acid transmembrane transporter activity. The transcript is spliced from 6 exons. Gene Ontology annotation, biological process: transmembrane transport; amino acid transport. The record is from RefSeq and is a predicted model, not a curated record.